This is a messenger RNA of Caenorhabditis briggsae, 615 nucleotides long. The record is from RefSeq and is a predicted model, not a curated record. The transcript has 3 exons. Bases 1 to 615 code for a protein of 204 amino acids. NCBI's taxonomy places the organism in Eukaryota, Metazoa, Nematoda, Chromadorea, Rhabditida, Rhabditidae. Gene Ontology annotation, cellular component: nucleus.
AUGUUGAAAAAUUUGAGAAGUCUAGCAAGAACAUUCGCAACAACUGCAAGUGAAGAAACAACGCAGAAAGUCGAUAUCAGUUUCCUUCGCCCACGUCAUCGGAUCAUCGCAUCAGGAGGUAUUCCACCAUUGCAAUUCGAUUUCGAAAGGGAACGAGACUCCUACAGAGAACGAUUCGGAAGAUAUGGAUUAGCUAGCGGAGUUCCCGUAGAAGAGUUGUUUCCAACAGCUGAAGAAAUUGAAGAAGAACAAGCACUGGGAUUAUAUAGAGAAUUUAAUGAGGUCAAGAAAGAAUACAACGAGUUGCAGAAGAAAAAGAAGGAAGCCGCGGUUGCUAGACUAGCCGAGCUGGAAAAAAAUCUCAAAAAGUAUCCAUCUGCUCUCGCAAAGUAUGAGGCAUCUCUAGUGAAGCAAGAACGAGAAAAGGAUGAGAAAGAACUGGCUCUUGAGAAGAGAAUUCGUGACAUUCAGGAGUAUUUCGGAUAUUGGAUGGACCCGAAGGAUCCAAGAUUUGAAGUGAUGUUGCAACAAAAGGAGGCCGAGGAGAAGAAGGCGGCGAAGAUGGCAAAACGAGAUGAGAUUCAGAAGAAACGUUAUGCGGAAAACGUUCAGUAA